Molecule: messenger RNA, 1190 nt
Organism: Pseudogymnoascus verrucosus
Lineage: Eukaryota; Fungi; Ascomycota; Leotiomycetes; Thelebolales; Thelebolaceae
Exons: 2
Coding region: 523-1173 (216 amino acids)
Biological process (GO): response to oxidative stress; protein repair
Molecular function (GO): peptide-methionine (R)-S-oxide reductase activity
Source: RefSeq, a predicted model, not a curated record
CAACCCAAGUCAACACAAAUCAACCCUGUUCAAGGAUGGCGGCGUUUCGGGGACUGCAAAUCCCAGCUCUACUCCCCGUCCUCGUGCAGUAAAAAUGACAACAGUAAUACCAGUAAAUACCAGUUAACACCAGAAAUACCAGUAAUAAGACCAGUAAGACAGAAAUUAUCCCCGUCACUACCGGUCACUACUGUCAAGUGCGUCAAGUCCGUCAAAGUACGCCCCCUAACCACUCUAUCCACCCCAUCCACUCCUUCCACUCUAUCCACCUCAAGCAUCCCUUCUAAGAUCUCGUAAUACUCUAAAUCCCACCCCGUCUACCCGUCCCCUACCGUCCUCAGCCUCACACAAAAACAAACCAAACACACACACAGAAACACACAGACACGGACACACACACACAUCCUAAGACGAAGAGAAAGUCAUUUCCACAUCGGGCGAUUGAUUCCACAUCUUUGUAACCACCCAACUACCCAACUACCGAACCCUCCUUCCCUAUAAAGUCGCCUCUCCGUCCCUCUCAUGCGCCCCCCUUCCUGGCUCAACGCUGUCGCUCGAACUACGCCAUCAUCAUCGUCGUCCUCCUCCUACAUCCCCCUCAGAACCAGCGCUCCUCGCUCCUCCCUCCACAGACCGCAAACCCACGCCGCAGCAGUACUCGCAAAGCCCAUGCCUACGCCAUCUUUCCUAGGCAGCCUGUUCAGCUCCAAAAAAUCAACGACUCCCAAGAUGACUUUCCCGGUUCAGAAAUCGAAUGACGAGUGGCAAGCUGUGCUCAGCAAAGAACAAUUCCGCAUCCUCCGUCAAAAAGGCACCGAGCCCCCCGGAACCGGCAAAUACGACACCCACACCCCCAGCUCCGGGACCUACACCUGCGCCGGCUGUUCCGCGCCCCUCUACACGGCCUCUCACAAGUUCGCCUCCGGCUGCGGCUGGCCCGCGUACUUCGACAGCAUCCCGGGCGCGGUCGAGAGACGCGCGGAUAGGUCGAUGGGCGCGACGAGGACGGAGAUCAUAUGUGCGAAUUGUGGAGGGCAUUUGGGUCAUGUGUUUAAGGGGGAGGGGUAUGAGACGCCGACGGAUGAGAGGCAUUGUGUUAAUAGUGUGAGUUUGAAUUUCUCGGAGAAGGAGGUGGAGAUGGAGGAGAGGAAGUCGGUGGAUAGUAAGGUGUAGGAAAUUUGGGAAAGGGG